GCAAACCACACAUGCAACAGCCAACAGCCAAUCGUUCUCUCAGCUCCUGGGAUGGCUUCUUCUUGGGCGUCAUUCUUUGGUAGAUAAGAGAAUCGAAUUCUUCUGCAGUGCUCCCUUUCUGACCUCUCUCUCUCUCUCUCUCCAAGUUUUCUUGAACAUGGUGACUAUCACCUUGAAUCCAACGACCUCCUUGAGAUUAUCAGUCCCACCCGUGCGUAUAACACCCUCGGCAUUCAACUUGCAGACGAGUUGGUUUAUUAGAUCGCCAUCUUCGAGGAGGCUCUUGUUUAGGUCUCGGAGUUGGGGGAAGCUAGGGCUUCGCGGGGUCUCCUCGGUCCCAAGAUUCGUGAUAAGCUGUGGUCCUACAGAGAUUAAUCAGAGCCAGUUCUCGGAGACGGUACUGACGUCUGAUCUUCCCGUUCUUGUCGAAUUUGUUGCAGAUUGGUGUGGGCCAUGCAAGUUAAUUUCCCCUGCAAUUGAUUGGGUUUCACAGGAAUAUGAAGGCAGAUUAAAGGUUGUAAAGAUUGAUCAUGACUCAAACCCAGAGCUGAUUGAACAAUACAAGGUUUAUGGGUUGCCAACUUUGAUUCUAUUCAAGAAUGGGCAAGAAGUCCCAGAGAGUCGGAGGGAAGGUGCAAUAACAAAAGUGAAGCUGAAAGUGUACCUUGAUGCUCUAUUGGAGUCUGUGUCGGUGACAUAGCCAUCUUUCAGAUGAAACCUCAGCAACCAAUAUCAACAGCAUUGAAAAAAAAAUUGUUAGUUGUUGUACCUCUACCUAUUUCUUUUUUCUUUAGCAAUCAACCACUGUAACAAUCUGUAAUUCAUAGAUCAUUUUGUUUAUCCUAAGCUGCGGAAAUGGAAAAUUGUCAUGGAUUAUACUUGAGCUAUGAGGCCUAUAUCACCUCAGUGAUUUUGUUCAAUGUGAUGUUAGUGCCCAACUGAUAACCUCAGAAUGAUGUAUAAGAACAUGAAAUACAAGCUUGAUUAUUUC
Molecule: messenger RNA, 991 nt
Organism: Nelumbo nucifera (sacred lotus)
Lineage: Eukaryota; Viridiplantae; Streptophyta; Magnoliopsida; Proteales; Nelumbonaceae
Product: thioredoxin X, chloroplastic
Cellular component (GO): cytoplasm
Molecular function (GO): protein-disulfide reductase activity
Source: RefSeq, a predicted model, not a curated record